AUGGCCAUGGCAUCUCCUAAGAUCCGCAGAUCUUUAUCAGAAAUCCCAUCUCAGAUCCUUGCAACAAUCUCCUCCAUAACCUCUCUCCUCCAAAUCAUAAACCCACAACACCCAAAUCACCCUCUGAAUCCAAACCCUUCAAUUCUCAAUCACUUCUCCCCACAUUUAAACCCUCAUUUCGUUAUUCGCGUUAUACAGAACCAGCAAAACCCUUACCAUGCCCUCUUCUUCUUUAACUGGGCCUCAAACCCUAACCCCAAUCCCAACAAUUACUCGCACAACCAUUUCUCUUACAUUGCCAUCACCGACCUCCUUCUUUCUCGAAACUUAUUCUCUCUAGCAACUGAAUUACUCGAAUCCAGCAACAAGUUGUCGGAUUUCAUGGUGGGUAAGCUCAUAAAAGCUCACGGAGAUCUGGGGCAUAUUCGUUGGGCUCUGCAUCUAUUCCAUCGCGUCAAGACUAGAUCUUCAUGUCGUUGCUUGUUCUCUUACAACGCAAUUUUGGGAGUUUUGGUGAGAGCAGAUCAAGUUGAUUUGGCCGAGAAAUAUUUUGAUCAGAUGACUAGCGAAGGUACUGUCAAGCCAGAUGUUUCCACUUGCACUAUAAUGAUCAAAGCGUUUUGUAAAACGGGUAGGAUCGAGAAAGCACAGAAGCUGUUCGACGAAAUGCCUUCAACCCCAAAUCUUCAUACUUACAACACUAUGGUUAGCGGAAUGUGUAAAAAAGGUUUAAUAGAUACAGCACUAAAACUUGUUGAGAGAAUGAAAGAAACUCAAGAUUGCUUGCCAGAUAUAGUGACUUACACAACUUUAAUUGAUGGGUAUUGCAAAAUAAAAGAUCUAAAAGAGGCAAAGAAAUUAUUCGAUGAAAUGGUGACAAGAAAUCUUGACCCUAAUGAAUUAACAUAUAAUGCUUUGAUAAAUGGCUUCUGUGUGUGUGGAGACAUUGAUGCUGCAAAAAGAAUGAUGACAAAGAUGAGAUUAAACGGUUUAAAAGAUACAAUCACCACACAUACAAGUUUACUAAAGGGAUAUUGCAUAGCUGGGAAAUCAGAUGAAGCUUUUAAACAUUUCAAGAACUUAAUUACUCGUGGAAUUAAACCAGAUUCCAAAUGUUAUGAGGUUUUAGUGAAUGAGUUUUGUAAACUUGGUUGCCCAAAUGAUGCUAUUGGUCUUUUGAGAGAAAUGAAUGGGCAUGGAAUUCGUCCUCAUGCUUAUAGUUUUAAUAGAGUGCUUAAAGUUCUUGUGGAGUUAGGGCAUGUGGAUAGAGCUGUGUAUGUUCUUAGCCAAAUGGUGAAAAUGGGUUGUAGACCAAAUUUUUUAUCGUAUAGUGUUGUGAUUUGUGGUCUUGUUAGGGGUAAAGGGAGAAUGAAGGUGGUUGAAGGGGUUGUGAAGGAGAUGGUUGAAAAUGGUUUUGAUCUUGAUGGUAUGAUGUAUGGUUGUUUGAUGGAAGGAUAUAGGGAUGAUGGAAAUGAGGAAAUGGUGAAACGGGUGUGUCAAGAAAUGGUUGAUAAGGGUUUUGUGAUGAACAUGAAGGGUUUUUCUGUUGUUUGA
Messenger RNA from Lactuca sativa (garden lettuce), 1554 nucleotides. Lineage: Eukaryota; Viridiplantae; Streptophyta; Magnoliopsida; Asterales; Asteraceae. The record is from RefSeq and is a predicted model, not a curated record.